AGUUAGGUGGCGGCGCAGGUCCUGCCUCACUUAGUAACACGCGCCGUGAGCUGCGAGAAACCCGCCGUUUGACCCGGGCCGAGAGCAGCAGCGGCAGGAGCCGAUCUCUAGCCGCAGCAUGAAGAUCGAGGAAGUUAAAAGCACCACCAAGACCCAGCGCAUCGCCAGUCACACCCACGUAAAGGGCCUGGGGCUAGAUGACAGCGGCUUGGCCAAGGCGGUGGCGGCCGGGCUUGUGGGCCAGGAGAACGCCCGAGAGGCUUGUGGAAUCAUAGUGGAGCUGAUUAGGAGUAAGAAAAUGGCUGGCAGGGCUGUUCUGUUGGCUGGACCUCCGGGAACUGGCAAGACUGCUUUGGCUCUAGCCAUUGCACAGGAGCUGGGGAACAAAGUACCAUUCUGCCCGAUGGUGGGAAGUGAAGUCUAUUCGACUGAAAUCAAGAAAACCGAAGUCCUUAUGGAGAACUUCAGGAGAGCAAUUGGCCUGAGGAUUAAAGAGACAAAGGAAGUUUAUGAAGGCGAGGUCACAGAACUGACCCCUUGUGAAACUGAAAAUCCCAUGGGUGGUUAUGGAAAGACGGUCAGCCACGUUAUCAUCGGGUUAAAGACAGCAAAGGGCACUAAACAACUGAAGCUUGAUCCCAGUAUCUAUGAGAGUCUUCAAAAAGAACGCGUUGAAGCUGGGGAUGUGAUUUAUAUUGAAGCAAACAGUGGAGCUGUGAAGAGACAAGGCAGGUGUGAUACCUAUGCCACAGAAUUUGACCUUGAAGCUGAAGAGUACGUUCCGCUGCCAAAGGGUGAUGUUCACAAGAAGAAAGAGAUCAUACAGGACGUGACACUGCAUGAUCUUGAUGUUGCGAAUGCAAGGCCACAGGGUGGCCAAGAUAUCCUGUCCAUGAUGGGUCAGCUCAUGAAACCAAAGAAGACGGAAAUCACAGACAAAUUACGGACUGAAAUUAAUAAAGUGGUUAACAAGUACAUUGACCAAGGCAUCGCUGAGUUGGUUCCCGGAGUCCUCUUCAUUGAUGAAGUGCCAAUGCUCGACAUUGAGUGCUUCACAUACUUGCACCGGGCACUUGAGUCCAGCAUUGCCCCCAUCGUCAUUUUUGCUACAAACCGGGGAAACUGCAUUGUUCGGGGUACAGAGGAUAUUAUAUCUCCCCAUGGAAUUCCGCUUGAUCUACUGGAUCGGGUCAUGAUCAUCAGGACGCUUUUGUACACUCCCGAUGAGAUGAUGCAGAUAAUCAAGAUUCGCGCCGAGAUUGAAGGCAUCAGCAUCACCGAGGACGCUUUGCUUCACUUGGGGGAAAUCGGUACCAAGACAACCCUGAGGUAUUCUGUGCAGCUCCUGACCCCUGCAAGCCUGCUGGCCAAGAUCAACGGGAAAGAAGCCAUUGAGAAGGAGCAUGUGGAGGAGAUCAAUGAACUGUUCUAUGACGCCAAGUCAUCUGCUAAGGUCCUUGCCGAACACCAGGAGAAGUACAUGAAAUGAGAAGUGUGGGACGGGUCCAAUUGUGCAAAAUGGCACUUGGUCCUAAGCAAGCAGAGGACUGUGAUGGAAAUGCCAGCCAGAUUGUCAGAGUGUGCGGGAAGGAAGCAGGGGUAACAGUUGGCAAAAUGGAAAUUAUUUGUUAAAUAAAAUAUUUUUUUUGAAA
Messenger RNA from Amblyraja radiata (thorny skate), 1652 nucleotides. It is a transcript of the gene ruvbl1, whose product is annotated as RuvB-like AAA ATPase 1. The record is from RefSeq and is a predicted model, not a curated record. The transcript has 11 exons. Bases 119 to 1489 code for a protein of 456 amino acids. Gene Ontology annotation, molecular function: ATP hydrolysis activity; ATP-dependent activity, acting on DNA; ATP binding. Lineage: Eukaryota; Metazoa; Chordata; Chondrichthyes; Rajiformes; Rajidae.